This is a messenger RNA of Nicotiana tabacum (common tobacco), 3179 nucleotides long. The record is from RefSeq and is a predicted model, not a curated record. NCBI's taxonomy places the organism in Eukaryota, Viridiplantae, Streptophyta, Magnoliopsida, Solanales, Solanaceae.
UUAUCAUAUCCAAAUUAAUAUACAUCAUAUUAAUGGUUCUCGUCUGCACACGAAAUAAUAUAAUUAGUACACAUCAACUUUAUUAAAUGCGCUCAAGUAUUUCGAAAUUUUUCGGGGUGCUACACUCAAUCAAUAUUCUUGUAUAUAAUUACUAGUUUCCAAUAUAGAUCCGCCAUUACGCACCGCCCUGCAUAGCCUUAAACCUACCCCGCCUUACACCUGCAAUGUCCCAUUUGCCAUCCCUAGUCACAGAGUGCUGGCGGUUGAACUUCACGGUGAAACUUACCUUAGGGAAAUUCCACAUCAAAAUGGAAGUGAAAAGUUAGGGGCCAUAUUAACUUUCUUAGCUCAUAACGCAAUUCAUAAUGUAGCCCCUCUUGUAAUUGCUUGCCAGCGCACUCUUGUUGCUGAUGUCUGUAUAUACUUACUUCUAAGUAUUAACAAUAAAUAAAACAGCUAGGGGUAUAUUAAUUCAAGUUCAGGCUUCAAUUGUUGAGAUGCCUUUUUGGUUAAAGCCCAACGAGAUAAAAUCGUGAGCGCAAAAAGCCUUGAGGUGACCUACAAUGAUCAGGCCAAAGCGGGACAAAUCCUUGACAGUUUUGUCCGUGACAGAGGCUUGAGUUUACUUCCAACAAUCUUAAAAGAGAGCAAGAUAAUUGACAUGGAGAAUGUCGAGAAAACAGCUGCUCAUGCAAAGCCUUCCACUGAAGGUAGUUUUCUGUCAAAUAAUGAGGAUUUUGUGGGCUUUGAGGAAGAUGUAAAUCAGAUCAUUCAGAAAUUGACUGGAUUCGGAGGACCAAAACAACGGGACAUUAUCUCGAUUGUUGGAAUGCCCGGUCUAGGUAAAACGACUUUGGCUAAAAAGAUGUACGACAAUCCUCUUAUUAUUCAUCACUUUAAUGUUAGAGCAUUUUGUACUGUUUCACAAAAGUAUGACGAGAGGAAGCUAUUGGUUGAGAUUCUUAAACAAGUAACAGGUGAUAAGCGUGACAUCAACGAGGAUGUGGACGUGGCUGAUGCGGUGAAGAAAGCUCUAUUUGGUUGGAGAUACCUCAUUGUAUUAGAUGAUAUAUGGAACUAUAAUGCAUGGGAAGAUUUGCAAUUAUGUUUCCCCAGUGAGGAAAAAGGAAGUAGAAUUAUGAUAACAACUCGAGAUGAAAAGGUGGCUAAGGAGAUUAAGCAGCACAGUGAUCCUUAUUUACUUCGAUUCCUAACAAAGGAGGAGAGUUGGGAAUUAUUGCAGAAGAAAGUAUUUCAAUGUGAGAGCUGUCCCCCGGAGCUAUGCGAAGCAGGAGAAGAAGUUGCCAAAAACUGUAAGGGACUACCUCUAGUGAUUGUCUUGACUGCUCCAAUUAUUGCGCAAAAGGAAAGGCAAGCCUCUGUGUGGCUUGAGUUUGCAAAGGUUUUGAGUUCCCAUGGUUUAGAAGAGCUGAGUACGAAAGCAAUACAGUCAAGUUAUGACGAUUUAAGGGUUCAUCUAAAGCAUUGCCUUCUUUACAUGGGAUAUUUUCCAGAGGACUUCAAAAUUGAAGUGUCUGAUUUGUUGAAGUUGUGGAUAGCCGAAGAGUUAGUGCAAAACAUCGACACAAAGAACCUAGAGAAAGCAUCUAAAGAUUGUUUGAAUGAUCUUGUCAAUAGAAGCCUUCUAAUAGUUUCUAAAAGGAGAUCUAAUGGUGACAUAAAAUACUGCAUGGUUCAUGAUCUAGUGCGUGCGUUUUGUUCAAGUAAACUUGAAGAAGAAAAGUUUAAGCAGCAGAUCGCGCAAUAUAAUUUAUCCCAAACUCCAUCUUCGCAGGAUCCUCACUUAUGCAUGUAUAUCCAUGACGUGCUUGUUGAACAAAUGGAGCAAAAUGGAUAUUUACUGGACAAGAUUCCAAUGGUCGACUCUGAAGAAAGGGAGUCUAUUGAGUUCAUCGCUCAUCCACAAUUCUACGCAUCAAACCGUGUAGAUCUUUUCCCUGUAAUUAUUAGCUUAAGACUUAUUAGGGUGCUGCAUUUGUUGGAUGUCAACUUGGAAAAUGAUCGAGAUUUUCAAGUUUCUCCAGCUUCCACUCUGGGAUUACUAUUUCACUUGAGGUACCUAGCAAUUUUUGUCAAAAAGUUUGAUUUCAAUUGGAUUUCACACUUGAGUGAUCUACAAACUUUACGGGUCCAUUCACAUCAGCGCAUAAAGACAUCACCUGAUAUUUGGAAAAUGACGAAGCUAAGGCAUGUCGAUAUUAGUGAAUUUUCCUUUAUCUGGGAACACAACGAGCACGAAGAAUCUUCACAAACUGUGUUAGAGAACUUAAAAUCUUUUGGCAAGUGUCGUGUAUCUGUGGCUGAUAUGAAUCGGAAAUUCUGGUGGAGGUUUCCGAAUCUUGAAGAACUUAAGCUCUCCAUUGUUAAUCUUCAUGAUAUGCCUAAUCAUUCUUUGUUUUCUACAGCGGAAACUCAUAACCAGCUUCAAUCUCUUGAUAUAAGUUUUCCGAUUGGUUUCUCCAAAUCAAUUGGAUGGUUUAAAUCAGUCUUCCCUUUGAAUCUUAAGGUUUUAUCUCUUGCUGGCAUUUCAUUGACAGAAGCAAUAGUUUCAAGUAUUAUAGCACUGGAAAAUCUUGAGACACUCAAAUUAUUUUUUAUACACUUUACAUGUGAUCCGUUAUGGGACGUCACAAGUAAAGUGUUUAAAGCACUGAAAUACUUGAAAUUAGAGCAAGUGGAUAUGAUUCAAUGGCAUUCCUCAGACACAUCCUUUCCCGUUCUUGAAAAACUUGUUAUAAAAGAUUGUGGACGGCUUGAGAAGAUUCCUUCUAGCUUUGCAGAAAUUCUAUCACUAAAAUCGAUUAAAGUGAUCAACUGCAGCGACUCAGUUGAGAAUUCAGCUUGGGACAUUAAAAAAGAAGCAGAAGAUACCGAAGGAAGUGACAGAAUCCAAGUUCAUAUCCCGAAGAAAAACUAAAGAUGGAAUAGAUGGAAGGGGAGCUUUCGCGUAACGGGUAAAGUUCUGCCAUGUGAUCAGAAGGUUACGGGGUCGAGCCGUGGAAAUAGCCUCUUGCAUAAACGCAGGGUAAGGCUGCGUACAAUAGACUCAUGUGGUCCGGUUCUUUCCCGGACCCCGCGCAUAACGUGAGUUUAUGCACCAGACUACUAGGAACAAAUGAGGCAUAAUUUUGCAUCAUGUGAAUUGUGAUACAUAGAGC